AUCAGAGUUGCUAGGAAAGAGUUGCAUCUUUUUAUCCCAUUGAAUGAAAUAAUUAUGAAAUUCAUAAAUAAGUGCAUAAUGGUAUUAUUAAAUGUACGUAUAUUUGUUUCUAUUUGUGUGAGUUUGGCGAAAUACCUAUAAUAUAAUAUUUUCGAAGGAAUUUUUCUACUGUUUUAAUUCUUCGGGAAAGCAGGUGCAACCCUGCAGUACAAAUUCAAAAUGGCCGUCCCCAACAAAAAAGCAAAAUUUCUGUACAGUGAAGAAGCGUCCGAGAAAAGUUCAAUAUACGGUGUGUAGCUUUUAAUAUUUUUGCUUUCUUAAUUAAAUAAGAGAACUCAUUUACAAAAAAGAGUGAAAUCUGCAUAAGCUCAUUUUAGUGUAAAAAAUAUUGAAAGAUGAGUUUAUAAAAACGAUCUAAAUAAAAGAAUGAGUGGUGAGCAAAUUUUCUAGGCGAAAAUUUUCGUUUCAAUUAUAUUUGUGCGGAGCAAAGGAAGGAACGAAGUGAGUUCGAGAAAACUAAGGUCUGCAGUAAAAAGGAAAAGAAAAAAGUGAAAGCAGACAAGAGAACGUAACGUGCACUGAAAAGUUAUAUGCAAAAAUUGUGAAGUGGGCAAGCAAAGAAACAAAAAGUUUUUGGCGAAGUUUUUUUUUCUACUGAAACUACACAAGAAAAAAUGUUAGUACACGCGUAUAAUCACAGAAACAGCUGCAGCUGAACAGCCUACUCCUAAAUUAAAUUGGACUUAUGCAAAGCGUAGUGAAGAUUGUAUCGAGUGGGUAUCUAAACGCGUAAUUAAUUUUUCCUGCUUGUAAACUCUCAUCAUACAAAAAUUAUUUGUGUCCCACUCCAACUCUUGCCUAAUAUUAACGGACAUGGAGUUCGAGGAGCUAGAAGGCAUCGCCAAAACGGACUUUGUUCCGCUCAUGCCGCUUAUAAAACAAGAACAAAUGGAUACGGCAAUGCCCGAGACAGCAGCACCGGAACAGCUCGCCGGCAUCGGCAAUGCUGCUACAGCGACUACGUCCUCAUUUUCAGCUUCGUCAUUUGGGAAUCCCUGCGAUAGUGCCGAGAAGCGGUCGGAAUCCACAUCAUCAGCUUCCACUAAAUUCGCUCUUCUUAAAUGCGUGUGGUGCAACCAACUGCUGGGUAUCAAUGAUCGUCCCAAGCUAUUGGAAUGUCUACAUGUCUCCUGCUCACAAUGUGUAAAUACGAAGUUUUCUGAAUUAGAUCGUACUAUGCCGCCUCUCAUACAUUGCCCUGUUUGUAAUAUGGCCUCACAGAAUGAGUUUAUCAUCGAUAAUCAAUUUCUGAUCGAGCAAUGCACAGCCGCCGGUGAUAACAGUUUGACUGAGGGUGGCUCCACAGAUGCAUCCAAAACGACCGUUACGGCUAAUAUAACUUGCAGUAGUUGCUCUGAUAAUGCCAUAGCGACGUCAUGGUGUGUAGAUUGUUCCGAAUAUAUUUGUGACAGUUGCGUGCAGGCGCAUCAACGUCUCAAAAUCACCAAGGAUCACACAAUUAAGCCAAAAGAAGAAGCCAAUAAUGAACAAUUACCAGGAGCUGCUGGUGUCGAUAAAUUGCAUAUGUGUCAUCUGCAUCCGCAAGAGAAAUUGUCGCUAUUUUGUGAGACUUGCGAUAAGUUGACAUGCCGUGAUUGUCAACUCAGCGAUCAUCGUGAUCACAAAUAUAAGUUUGCGCACGAAAUUGCCACUGAAACGCGGCAAGCGUUAAAAACGCUCGUCUCAGAAAUCAACUAUAAGCGCUUCCUACUCUCGUCCGCCACAAAAGUGAUUGAUGACCGACAAAAACAAAUUGCCGAUCGUAAAAAGGAUCUCAUUAAAGAGAUCACAGCAAUGGUAGUAAAAAUCACAAACACAGUAAAUAUGCGUGGCAAACAAUUGGCGAUGCGUCUAAAUGAGGUGUGCGAUACCAAAAUGAAAGUGUUAAUCGAAAAAAAGGACGCAUUGCAGUUGCUCUCCGACAACACUGACCAUUGCAUUGAAUUUAUGGAGAAUGCCAUGGAGAAGGGCAGCGACUAUGCAAUUCUGUCUAGCAAGAAAUCAUUGGUACGACAUUUGCAGAAGCUGAAAUGUCAACGUGCAGACAUACCGAAUCCAGAAAUUCCAGUGCGGAUUCAAGUACAGUUGAAUCAAGUAUCCGAACUGCAGAAAGUUAUUUCUCAGCUCGGCACUGUUAUUGUGGAUGGUAAACCUUAUCCCCCAACGCCAUCUCCAAAUGGCCCGCCACGCCAACAACCAAGUCCCAACAUGGCACCACCGCUGCGGCCAGGUCUACCACCUGGCAUGCCCGCCGGCAUGUCUCCUACUGGUCCACCAAGCGGAUAUGGACCUCAGAAUGGGCCACCGAUCUACAACAACAGCUCUUCGGCACAGCAACAAUUUAACAACAUGCAAAUGAACCGCAACUAUGCUGCCGAGGGCGCAGGUAAGGUUCGUUUUGGUGCCAUGCCACCGGUGGGAAUGCAACGCCAAGGUCAGCCACAUGUUAGUUCCUCAACACACCCUCAGAAUAUGGAUAUGAGCUUACGUGGCCUAUUGAAUAAUCAAGCAGCGCAGAGUCCUAAUCAAGCACAUAUAUCCUUCAAUGGGCCACCCAAUUAUCCGGGAGGUCCGCAAGGCGCCGCUUCUCCACACCAACAAAUGGGCACCCAAAUGAGGCCGCAUUUUAUGGGCGGUCCUCCAGGCCAACAACAUCAGAAUUACCCGCAGAAUGCGCCUGGUGGACCGAAUAACCCGAACUUUAUAAACAAUACUGCUCGUUUCCAGAAUUAUCAACGCAUGUCGAGUCACGCGCAACAGCAGGCCGCAGUAGCAGCAAUGUCAAGCGGGGGCGGACCUGGUGGCCCGUGCGGCAGUCAAAUACCAUCGCCAAACGCCAUGCAGCGCCCGCAAAUUAUACCCAAUCCUAUGCAGAAUAACCUGGGGUUUCAUGGGAGCCAGCCUGGCUUCAGUCCCGGUCCCCCACAGACUUCGCCACAAAUGAAUAGCAGCUUAAGCAGCAUGCAUAGCAUGGCCAAGUGGCACAUACCUCAGUCGGCGCAGCAGACAAAUGCUUGUCCCCAACAAGGUCCGCUUAUGCAAUUUGCGAAUGGCCGUCAAACGGAAAACUUUAAGAUUUCCCUAAAGUCUCCUAAUACACUGAAGAAUACUACACCUCCAAAUGGCAGCUCGUCGGCGCACAGUAUGCAAGGCAAUAGUGCUGCUAGCUUGCAUGCUGCUUCGCUUGGGCUCGGACCAGCUGUCUCCAUACUACCCAAUGUUACAUCAACGAAUCCAAAGACACCGAGCCCGAGCACUAACGAGAACGCAAAAGAUUUUACCGAACCGAUUGACAAGGUUCGUGACGAUUCUAUAAACGAUCUGAUGGCCACCAUUGCCAAAUUGGACUCCAAUGGGGUGCAAGUGUUGCCAGAGGGCCGCACCAAGACAACGUCGCCACAAGUUCACAGCUCAACCGACCUAUCCAAUACUCAAGAAGUUAAUAAUAAAAAUGAUCAAAAAGACGACCCGAACGAAGAUUGGUGUGCCGUUUGCCUUGACGGUGGAGAGCUCAUGUGCUGCGACAAGUGUCCGAAGGUGUUUCAUCAGAAUUGUCAUAUACCUGCCAUCAGUUCAUUGCCAGACGAGAGCGAAAGUUGGCAGUGCCUAUUAUGCGUGAAUCUCAAAGAGCUGGCUAACAAUGCGGAUAACAUACAGAAGGUGCCCGGCGAGCUGAGCCGGCUAGAAUUGCAGGUCAUGCAAAGGAUUUGUCUCGAGCUGUACUGCCAGUAUGAGCAGAGUCUACAUUUCCGCGAACCAGAACCACCUACAAAUACUGCGUAUUAUGAGAUUAUUUGCAACCCCAUGUCUUUGGAUGUUAUACGUACAAGAUUGGAUCCUUCCAGCCCAAAUCAUUACAAGGAUAUCGCUGGCUUUGUAUCGGACGUGCGUCUAAUAUUUAAAAAUACUUAUCUCUUCUAUCAAGAGGAUUCAAAAACAUUCACAAAUGCUAAGUAUUUGGAGAACUUUUUCGAAGAACAAUUGACCAAAUGGCUGCCAAACUUCGCCAACAAGUCCAACAGUAUUGCAAAUACUAAUAUCAACAAUCUUACAAAUACCAGCAAUAAUAGUGCUUCCACGUCGACAGCAGCAUCCCCAGGUCUCAUGAAUCUAGCAACUGGUGCUCUAGGCUCGCCGGGUAGCAUUGCGUCGAUGGAGAAUGGCAGGAAGAGUUGCAGCGCAGCAUUAAGUGGUGACGAUGACUCAUGCAAUCCGCCGAAAAGAUCACGUAAACUAACCGAAUAGGACAAAUUUAAUCAGCUACUUAACACCAUGCUAGCAACAAUCAACAAUGGCAAUGAGAGCGAAGAAGCACUCGCUUUGCUCAGUCUAUGCUGUCCCCCACAGACUCAGCCGCCGAGCCUACUUUUCUAAUACCCAACCAAUGGGUAAACAAUUUAAUGCAAAAUGACGCAAAAGAGUUAAUAAAUUUUGUUUAUAACAAAAAUUUUAAACAUUUGCAAAUCGUGCGCACGUGCUAGUUACAGAGUUUUAGAUAUACUAUAUGUAUGCAUAUAUUUUUUUUGAAACUCUUUAACGAAAAGUUUAAUGUGUUCAAUGGUGAAUCUACUCGCAACAACAUUUAAAAUACUGAUUUAAAAGAUUUUAUUGGCAUCGAAUUUACAAAAGAAAUUACACCGCACGGGUUGGGCGCACUACUGCGAUUUGCUAUACUGUCUUCAAAAACUCAAUUAAAGUAACUUUGAGAAGCUUCCCACACUAUGACAACAAAGAGUAAAGAUUAGAAAAUGAAUGAACACUCCUAUGAAUAUAAGAAUAUAGACAUUAUUUGAAAGACAUCGUUUCGAAAUUAACUAUAUGUUGUAAAGUUCUUUAUUUAGAGUAUUAAAAGGCAAGAAAAAUGAGAUGACUCAUUUUGAACUUACAAAAUAAAAAUACAGUAGUAGCAUGUAAUCAUUAAACAUAAAAAAAAAAUUAAAUUAAAAUAAUUGCACUCACUAAAAUUAAACUAAAGCUGCACCAAAAUAAUCUUAAGAGCGCAAAGAACAAAAUAAAAAAAGAAAACGUAUUUUCACUGUAUAGAAAAGAAAAAUUCUCAUUUGUAAAUAAUAUAAUGCAUUAUAUCAUUAAUAAUGAUUUACAAAUCAAAAGUAUAAAAUAUACCAACCAAUAUAUGGACAAGCACAUAUUUCGCUUGGGAUAAAACAACUAUCAAGAAAACAAAAAAAAAAAAUAUCACUCCCACUACUAAAAUACAUGCGAAAAUGAAGCAAGCAAAGAAGAAAUAACUGAAAUUUGUUGUGUUAUUAUAUUUGAUUAUAUGAAGCGAUAAUUUUAUAAAAGACAACUCUUUAACGCUGAGACACACACCACAUUACCAAAUUAUUCUUUAUAUGGCGAAUUUAUAAAUCGAAAAAUUUUGUGUUUCUUUUGAUGAGCGAAGUUCGGUUUUGCGAUUUUUUAGGCAAUUGCAUUUGUAAUUUUGGCCAGCUGUGAAAGAUACGCAAAUUCCCUACCUAAGUGUAUAAGUUUCAAAGCAUAAAAGUAAGCUGCUAAUAAAAUCUCAAUUUUCUAAAAAAAAAAUCGAUACUCAAACUCAAGCAUCGUACAUUACGUUCAGCAAUAUGGCAAUUUCCCAAUAUUUAUAAAAUAUAUGCCGAAGCACACUUUCAAGUAAAAUUUCAAACCGAGCCUAAUUAUUUAACUCUUUUGCAUCACCGCUCGAAAUGCGCGAUGUACUCAAAAUACCAAAAUACUUUUACUCUCUGUUCUAACGAAAAAGAAUGCUAAAGGAUUACCAAAAUUAUUUAUUUUCCUCAAUUUUUUCAAAAAUGUUCCUCAUAUUUAUUUUCCUUUAACAAAAAGAAAAAUUAUUGCGAAUUAUUCCGUUCCGUUGUUGAUAAAAGAGAGUUUUUGUUUGCGCGCACAAUUCCGCUCUUGGGGAUAAGAGAGCGUUUUUGUUCGCGCGGACUAUUCCGUCGAAUGAUGCAAAAGGGUCAAAGAUUGUGCGCUGCAUAGUUAACUAGCAUCACUAACAUAAUAUACCUGGCAAGCAGACUAAAAAAUUGCCGUUUUCCCAAGUUCCCACGGCAGUCGGUUCUACUUUACCGAACGACCCGGAGGAUUUAUAUCCGGCCGAUGACUUUCACUCCAGCAACAUUCCCCUUACAUGUAUGCAGAAUGUUUACGCUACUACAACAACAAUAAUAGAUCUUUUUCAGUUAAAAGCUAUUUUCAGCCAUUGUUGCACAAUAAUUUUUUGUAUUAAAUUUUUAGUCUGGGGAAAAGAAAGGAAAAAUGUUUGCGCCAAUGGUGUAAAACUGUUAUAUGGUCGAUCCUUAGCGCCUGGACGAUGCUACGACUACUAACAUGCCGGUUAACUUCGGUCGUAUGCGAUUUUAUCGACAUUUUCUUUAACAUCAAAACUGCCUGAACGGAAUAGAAGACACUAAAAUUGCACGCAAUUAACUGUUACAGUGCACCAUCAACACCAUUCACAAUUUCAGCGGAAUGGCUUGCAUUUUCGCCUUUAUUAAAGAAAAACAAUGAAAUGUACCGAAUUGUAUUUUCUCUUUGUUGACUUCCAUUGCUAACACCCUGUGGCUCACAAAUGACUGAACAAACAAAAUUGCAAAAGAUUUUUUUUAGUGUGAAAUGUCACCUUGACAACGAGCUCACGUACAGAAAAAAUAAUGGAUUUCUUCUUCCUCGAACUAAUACUCGUAUAUGUACACUCGUAUAUCUGAGGCCAAAAUUACUCGCCCACUCUUGGCAGCUUUGCAUUCAAAUCUAACUUUGUGAUAAUAUAAAUUAGACCAGCGAAAUUUUGAAGGAAUUUUUGUGAAUUUAAAAAAGGCCAAUAAAUCAAAGUCUUUAGAGCAUAAAUACAUUUUAUAAUUGCUGGUUUGCAAUAAUGCAUUCGUUUCUUCUUCUUUAGCUUGGAAGGCUUAAGUAUAAGUGCUCACGUUAUAACUAUAAAUAGUUAAUGAUUGGAUUAAUUAACUACGGUCAUGUAAACGUACGAAUUACAUAUAUAUAUAUAUAUAUAUAUAUAUAUAUAUAUAUAUAUAUAUAUAUCAUAUACUAUAUAUAUAGUAUAUAAUAAAGCAUUAAAGAAAGCAUAGCGUAGACUUUUUCUAGUAUAUCGUAUAUAUGUAACUCCUCAUACCAAGUAUUUAAAAUAUGACAAAUUAAAAAAUAAGACUUUUUUGGUAAAUUUUCCCAACUAACCAAGUUAUGUUAAAGCAGGUCAACCAUGUUGAAAAAGUAUUUAAUAAACAAUAUAGUAUUUUAGUUGCAAGUGAAGAAUCUGUAUGCCUUGCAUAGUGUUUUGUUUUUUAAUGCCCCUAUGCAUAUACAUACAUAUGUAACUAUUGUCUAGUUUAUUAUGACCAUCAUACAUAUGUAGAUACUAAAAAUAGAAUUAGAAUUAAUUGAAGUAAAACCCAAUGAAUUGAAUGUUAGUUAAUAAUUAUAUUUUAUAUAAUAUUAUGCAAAAUGUACAUGCCAAUAGUUAUUUUCAUUAUAGUAGAUAUUAAACCAUAACAAAGAUGCACUGCAAACUGUUGAUUGCAAUAAAAUUCCAUGCUGUAACUUGUACAAUUGUGGACACACCAACAUACGUCGAUAAAUAUAUAAUAGUAUGCGUUAGCAAUGGGGGAAGCCCUUCGUAGUGGAUGUAUCCAUAACCCAUAAUUGACGAUUUGCAUAGCUAGUAUGUUAGCUACACACAGAAUAUUACAUACGUAUAGCACUUAAUACAAAUAGAAAGCAUAUUUCGUUUCGUUAUCAGCAGUUUGCAGGAUUUGUAAGUAGUAAUUCUAUGCAAAUAGAUGUCGUAAAAAUUCACGUAAAUAGAUAUUGUUUUCAUAAUAAUUUUAUAUGCACAUUUCUACAAAAAACACACACAAAAUACGUAUACACAUGCAUACAUACUUAUUGCAGAUAAUUAUUAAAUUUAGUAGAUUUUAUGAUGGUAGAGAUAGUUUAUAAUUUAUAAAAAAAGAAAGAAAAAAUCGUUUUCCUUACCAUGUUGCAAUGAGGAUGAAAUGAUAUGGUUACUAUGAUGAGGGGUAGUUUAGAAAAUACAUGCGUAUAUUUGUAUGUGGGCACGCAUGUCAAAGAAGUUGUAAAACCUACUGCAUUAUUUCUAAGCAAAAAAGAUAUAAAUUAAUAAACAACUGGAUAUUUAAUGUAAAACAAUAAU
Messenger RNA from Anastrepha ludens (Mexican fruit fly), 8227 nucleotides. It is a transcript of the gene bon, whose product is annotated as E3 ubiquitin-protein ligase TRIM33. The record is from RefSeq and is a predicted model, not a curated record. The transcript has 11 exons. Gene Ontology annotation, molecular function: ubiquitin-protein transferase activity; zinc ion binding; protein binding. Gene Ontology annotation, biological process: positive regulation of DNA-templated transcription. Lineage: Eukaryota; Metazoa; Arthropoda; Insecta; Diptera; Tephritidae. Bases 874 to 4305 code for a protein of 1143 amino acids. Gene Ontology annotation, cellular component: nucleoplasm; chromatin.